CGACAUUUCAAACUUGACUUCGGGUUGAGGCGGUUCACAAUCGAGAGCACGGAAAUAUUCACAACGGAUUCGUAUUACGGCUAUUACAGUCGUUAUUAACGUUAGGAACAGUCGCUGCCUGUUCCAAGCUCAGCUGUUUUGAAUUUUGCGAUCGCGAAAAAGCUGUUUCUAAUCAUAAAAAAUAAUUCGAACAUUUUACUGGUGACUUGUGCAAAAUACUUACAAUUCAGAACUCAAGCUCAGACGUUCCGGGAAUUCAAAGAGCUAAUUGGCUUUAGCAAUUAAGUAAAUUCAGCGAGACGCGAUAAAAGCGACGAAUACCAAAGCAAAUCAAAUGAUGUGUGAUGCGUUGCAAGUGGCAAGUUGCAUGCAACAGUACAUUUAGUACACUACGACCAUAGGCUAAACGGGUGCAAAAUCCAGAGAGGGCACACCGAAAGGUGCUCGAAAGUGACAAACUUAAUGCUUUUGUGAAUGCAAUUUGUGCGAGAGCAUAAGAACAAAAUGCUGGAGGUGGACAAGAUGUUGGAGAAGUGCGGCGACUUCAGUCGGAUGCAGUGGUUAAUGUUGUUGCUCUUCAGUCUGAUCAAUUUGCUAUCAGCGCUGCAUUAUUAUUCACAAACAAUCAUCAGUUUUGUGCCCAAGUAUUGGUGUACGGAUGACUUGCCGCCAGGCUUUGAACCACCAGAUAAAUCGAGUUGCUUGCCACAAGGUGUGAACGCAAGCAGCUCAGAUAAAUGUCAUAGCUACAAUUACGAACUCUACAUGGGAUACAAGAGUUUCCCCAGCGACAUGAACUGGAUAUGCGAUAAAGCCUGGCAACUGACCCUCGGCCAGUCCAUGUUCUUUGUCGGCUCCGUGGUGGGCACUUUGACCCUGGGUUACCUUGCGGAUAUUCUCGGUCGUGUGCCCAUUAUGAUUGUGGCCAAUCUGAUUGCCAUGUUGGGCAACAUGUUGACAAUAUUUAGCAGCAAUCUGCUGCUCUUCUGUACAUUUCGCCUGAUUUCUGGCUUUGCAACGGACAGCAACUUUCUGAUGAUGUAUAUAUUGGUCAUGGAAUAUAUGCGACCAUCUCUACGCACCAUUGGUCUGAGUAUCUGCAUUGGCAUUUUCUACUGCAUCGGCUCGAUGAGUGCACCUUGGAUAGCUGUAUUAAUGGGAAGCUGGUGUGGUUAUUUACUGGUCACCUCGCUGCCUCUUGCUCUGGUGCCACUCUUCUACUUCAUUGUACCGGAGAGCGUUCAAUGGUUGAUUUCGAUGCAGAAAUAUGAACGGGCUGCACGUUGCCUCAAGCGUGUGGCAAAGAUCAAUGGCCGACACGUUGAGGAGAGGGAAUACGAUCAGUUUAUUGAGGAUUGCAAAUUGCGUCAGCAAACCACGAAGACCACACCCAACCUAUUGGAUCUAUUUAAGACGCCACGUUUACGUCGCAACACGCUCAUCUUGUUCUUUAAAUCCAUGGUCAUUACCCUCUGUUAUGAUGCCGUUUCCCGUAAUGUGCAGGGCCUUGGCAUUUCGCCAUUUGUCAUGUUCUCAUUGAGCGCCACAACAAUUUUCCCAGCUUGCCUGCUGCUCAUCGCUCUCCAAGAUCGCAUCGGACGCAAGGCAAUGGCUUCCAUGUCGCUUCUGAUCAGUGGCAUUUUAAUAUCGGUCACUUGCAUUGUUCUCUUCGCUGCCAUUGCCGAAAAUAAUCAAACUACGACUUUACUAGUGACACUCUCGGUAAUCGGUAGGUUUGGUGUCACUGUGGCCUACAACUCGGGUGCCCAGUACGCCACGGAGCUAAUCCCGACCUGUGUGCGUGGACAGGGCGUGGCAGCAGUGCAUGUCAUGGGCUAUUCCUUCACCUUCUUCAGCGCCUACAUUUUGUAUACGCGAACAAUAUUCUCACCUUUGCCGGAAAUCAUACUCGGCUUGUUGUCGCUGCUGGGUGCCGGAUUAUGUCUGCUGCUGCCGGAGACACUUCACCGCACGUUGCCGGCAUCGCUGGAGGAUGGCGAGAACUUUGGCAAGAAUGAGCAUUGGUACACCUUCAGCUUCAUGGAGAAACGCACAGAGUCGGUGGCCAAAUUGGCUCCCGACAGAGCCAAGUCACUAUCAAGCUCUAUAGAUUCCUCUCACUAUUUUUAGCACAAUUGCUUAAGUACGAGAACGAGUAAGAGUACGAUUCUAGUGAAUGUUAGCAUACUUUUAAGCUCUCACUUAAAGAUACCAUAUACUUCAGUCAAUGCACUUGUUUCCUUUGUAAAAACCUUGGCAGGGUUAAAACACUUAUUUCAGAACUUUAUCAUUGUGCAGAUAAAGCAAUUUAUUUAAGUGAACUUAAUUCCACAAUAUUAGCUAUUUUGUAGUCUACUGUAUUAGCA
Messenger RNA from Drosophila innubila, 2366 nucleotides. Its product is annotated as solute carrier family 22 member 3. The record is from RefSeq and is a predicted model, not a curated record. Gene Ontology annotation, biological process: transmembrane transport. The transcript is spliced from 6 exons. Gene Ontology annotation, molecular function: transmembrane transporter activity. Gene Ontology annotation, cellular component: membrane. Bases 475 to 2130 code for a protein of 551 amino acids. NCBI's taxonomy places the organism in Eukaryota, Metazoa, Arthropoda, Insecta, Diptera, Drosophilidae.